AUGAAUAUCGAAGUUGAAGCUAAGAAUACAAAAUUAAAACAAGACAAAAAAGAAGUUGAAGCUAGAUUCGUGAAUCCAGAGCAGAGAGAUAGAGAAAAAACUGACUUUAUUGCUAAAUUGAAACAUGAUGUCUCUCUAAUCAAGGAACAAAACUUGCAAAACAAGAGUAAUGGGUAUACUUCUGAACAGAUAAUUCUCUCGCAAAAAGAAAGUGAUGUCAAUAUACCUGACCCUGUUAUAAACCA
Molecule: messenger RNA, 245 nt
Organism: Diversispora eburnea
Lineage: Eukaryota; Fungi; Glomeromycota; Glomeromycetes; Diversisporales; Diversisporaceae
Source: the annotation of a GenBank genome assembly